AUGGCUAGAGACUCUACGAGAUUGCUCCGCUCACUUCACGGAUUGCCCGGCGACUACAACCUUGUCGCACUGGACUACCUUCCCAAGGCUGGCGUCAAAUGGGUGGGCAGCGUCAAUGAGCUCAACGCAGGUUAUGCUGCAGAUGGCUAUGCCCGUGUCAAGGGAGUCUCGGCCAUCAUGACCACCUUUGGCGUAGGUGAGCUGUCGGCCAUCAAUGCCCUCGCCGGCGCCUACUCGGAACACAUUCCUGUCGUUCACAUUGUCGGAUGUCCCUCCACCGUAUCACAGCGAAACGGUAUGCUGUUGCACCACACUCUCGGCAAUGGCGAUUUCAAUGUCUUCGCCAACAUGAGCUCCCAGAUCUCCUGCAACAUGGCCAAGCUCAACAACCCUGCCGAGAUUGCGACCCAGAUUGAUUAUGCUCUUCAGCAGUGCUACAUUCAGAGCAGGCCUGUCUACAUCAUGUUGCCUACCGACAUGGUGGAAAAGAAGAUCGAGGGCGCCCGACUCAAGACACCGAUCGAUCUUGAGGAGGCACCCAACGACCCAGAAAAGGAGGACUACGUCGUCGAUGUCGUCUUGAAGUACCUCCACGCUGCCAAGAAGCCAGUUAUGCUCGUGGACGCCUGUGCUAUUCGUCACAGAGUGCUAGACGAGACCCACGCGUUGUUGGAGAAGUCUGGUAUCCCCGUCUUUGUGACGCCCAUGGGAAAGAGUGCCAUUAAUGAGACACACUCCAACUACGGUGGUGUCUACGCCGGCGAGGCCUCGCGCCCCGAAGUCAAGGAGAAGAUAGAGUCGGCGGACUUGAUUUUGUCCAUCGGUACUCUCAAGAGCGACUUCAACACAGCCGGCUUCUCGUAUCGAACCUCUCAGCUCAACACCAUUGACUUCCACAGCACACACACCGUGGUACGAUACUCGGAAUAUCCUGGCGUCAAGAUGAGGGGCGUGCUCCGUAAAGUGACGGAGAAGCUUGACCUCAGCAAACUGUCGGUCAUCCCGUCGCCAGAUGCCCCUGUCGCCCUGCCGACGAAGGAAGAGGAUUCGUCACAGACAAUCACUCAGGCGUGGCUGUGGCCCAGAGUAGGCCACUUCUUACGCAAGAACGAUAUUGUAGUGACGGAGACUGGCACUGCCAAUUUCGGUAUCUGGGACACAGCCUUCCCAAGUGGUGUCACGGCUCUGAGCCAGGUUCUCUGGGGCAGCAUCGGAUGGUCUGUCGGCGCUUGCCAGGGCGCUGCUCUGGCCUCCAAGGACGCCCAGACUGACAGGCGGACUAUCCUGUUUGUGGGCGAUGGAUCAUUCCAGCUCACCGCCCAAGAGGUCACCACGAUGAUCCGCCAUCAACUCAGAGUAACAAUCUUUGUCAUUUGCAACGACGGCUACACGAUCGAGCGUUUCAUCCACGGCAUGGACGCCGGAUACAAUGAUGUUGUUCAGUGGAAGUACCAGGACACGGUCACGGUGUUCGGCGGCACCGACAAGACUGCCAAGAAAUUCCAGGUUCGCACCAAGGAGGAGCUGGACAAGCUCUUCAAGGACGAGAGCUUCAACAAUGCCAAGGAGGUGCAGUUUGUCGAGCUGUACAUGGAGAAGAAGGAUGCGCCGAGGGCACUCAUCAUGACGGCAGAGGCCAGUGCCAAGACAAAUGCGAAGGACAGCUAGUGUACUCAUGAUGUUUUGGCGGGGAGAUUAUGGCAAGACCUAAGGUUGGAGGAGACUGAAUGCGUUGUAAGGACUGAACAGAAAUUACCAAAAUAAACCACUAAUGUUACCCUCGAUAUUCUCAUGAGCAACGUGGGACA
Verticillium alfalfae VaMs.102 is the source of this 1808-nucleotide messenger RNA. Its product is annotated as pyruvate decarboxylase. The record is from RefSeq and is a predicted model, not a curated record. Gene Ontology annotation, molecular function: carboxy-lyase activity; thiamine pyrophosphate binding; magnesium ion binding. NCBI's taxonomy places the organism in Eukaryota, Fungi, Ascomycota, Sordariomycetes, Glomerellales, Plectosphaerellaceae. Bases 1 to 1668 code for a protein of 555 amino acids. The transcript is spliced from 5 exons.